ACGUCGAGGCGAGGCGGACGACCCUGGGGCAGGCGAAAUAUUUCUAGUCGUCCCCUUCCCUCAGCCUCAAGCAGAUCUGGCCACUCCCAUCCGCCCAGUCUCCUAAACCCCUCUCCUCCCCCCCCUCCCCUCUCCGGCCGGCGCCGCCCGCCACCGCAGCCAUGGCCUGGAGGCUGCCGCCCCUGGCCGUCCUCCUACUCCUCGUCGCCGCGGCCGUCGCCCCUCUCUCCUCCGCCGUCCGCCCGGUCUCCGACGCGCACAGAUCCGUCGCCGCCGAGCUCUUCGCCGCCUCCCCCGACGACUUGGAGACGACGUACGAGGCGGUCAGGACGUUCAAGAUGCUCGGGGUGCAGAGGGAUAAGGGCCUUGAUGGCAAGGCCUGCAAGCUCGCCGCCCAUACGCUGUCCUCGUCCUCGUCGCCCGCCAAGGAUCUGUUCCAGGCGGUCCAGAUCGCCGGCGUCCUCGGAUGCAGCGUCGAUGCCGGCGUUUACGAUGACGUCGCGUCGAGGCUUAAGGCUGUGAUCAAGGACACCGAUUCGCUGCUGGAGUUCUACUAUUCUGUCGGAGGCCUGCUCAGCCUGAAGGAACAAGGCCACAGUGUUGUUUUAUCUGACGCGGAUAGCACAUUUCACGCAAUAAAGGCACUUAGCCAAAGUGAUGGAAGAUGGCGCUAUGACACCAACAGUGCUGAAUCCAGUACAUUUGCUGCUGGUAUAGCACUAGAAGCAUUGGCAGGAGUUGUUUCACUGUCUGAUGCGGAGGUUGAUCCGUCUAUGAUAGGAGUCGUUAAAAAUGACAUCGUGAAGCUAUUUGGCACAAUCAAGAGCUAUGAUGAUGGAACCUUCUAUUUUGAUGAGAAGUAUGUUGAUGGUUCUGAAUACAAGGGCCCUAUAACAACUUCUGCUUCAGUAGUACGCGGUGUCACCUCCUUCGCUAAUGUUGUUUCUGGGAAAUUGAACAUCCCUGGUGAGAAAAUACUGGGCUUGGCAAAGUUCUUUCUUGGUAUUGGGCUCCCAGGUAGUGCAAAGGAUUGCUUUAAUCAGAUUGAGUCCUUGUCGCUCCUGGAAAACAAUAGGAUCUUUGUUCCUUUGAUCCUUUCACUUCCUUCCAAAGUACUGUCACUGACCUCCAAAGACCAGCUUAAGGUUGAAGUAACUACAGUGUUUGGUUCUGCGGCACCUCCCCUCAGAGUGAAUCUUGUCCAAGUCUUGGGCUCUGAUUCUAAGAUCAUCACCACUGACAGCAAGGAACUUCAGUUUGACCUCGACAACAAUGUUCAUUACUUGGACAUUACUCCAUUGAAAAUAGAUGUCGGGAAGUACUCGCUAGUUUUUGAGAUUACUCUUCAGGAUUCAGAACAUGAAACCGUUUACACUACUGGAGGGAGAAACACUGAGUCUGUCGUCGUUACAGGACUGAUCAAAGUUGACAAGGCAGAAAUUGGAAUUUCUGAGAAUGAUGCUGGGAGUGCGGAGUCUGUCGAAAAGUUAGAUCUGCUGAAAGAUACAAAAGUUUCUCUCUCUGCAAACCAUCUGCAGAAGUUACGUCUAUCUUUUCAACUAUCUACACCACUUGGACGCACAUUUAAACCUCACCAGGUUUUCUUGAAGUUAAAGCAUGAAAGCAAGGUUGAACACUUAUUUGUGGUGCCAGGUUCUGCGAGGCAAUUCAAAAUUGUUCUAGAUUUUCUUGGAUUGGUAGAGAAAUUUUACUACCUUUCUGGAACAUAUGACCUUGAGCUUUCUGUUGGUGAUGCUUCAAUGGAAAAUUCGUUCCUACGUGCCCUUGGCCAACUGGAGUUGGACUUGCCGGAGGCCCCUGAAAAGGCCCCACGUCCUCCGGCACAAGCUGUUGACCCGUUAGCAAAGUUUAGGCCACAAAAGGAGAUAGAGCACAUAUUCCGUGUGCCAGAGAAGAGGCCACUGCAGGAAGUAUCGCUUGCAUUUACUGGCCUCACACUCCUGCCUUUCAUUGGGUUCUUGAUUGGGCUUAUGCGUCUGGGAGUCAACUUGAAGAACUUCCCUUCCCUGCCAGGACCAGCUGCAUUCGCAUCACUCUUCCAUGCUGGAAUCGCAGCAGUACUGUUGCUCUAUGUUCUCUUCUGGGUUAAGCUGGAUCUUUUCACAACUCUGAAGUACCUCAGCUUCCUCGGCGUGUUCCUUGUGUUCGUUGGCCAUAGGACCCUAUCUCAUCUUUCCAACACGACGGCAAAACAGAAGACUGCUUGAUGGGAAGAUGCGAAGAAUGUGUGAUCAUCAAUUUUCGGGCGGUCGCAGUUGCUUGGGUUCUGCAAAUGCUUUUGCUUGAGAUCCUGACCGAGUUCUUCUUGCGCAACUUGAGUUUUGAGGGACAACUGGGUGUCAUUUUGUAGUGGGUGCCGAGAAUCCUGGUACUAGAGAAGUGGUAGGACCUCACCUUCAUGUUUUAUGCACCGAUGUUUACUGAAGUGGUAGGACCUCACCUUCCAUGUAUGACGCACUGAUGUUUACUAAAUAGGCUGGAAUUUUUUAAACAUAGGAUUAAUAAGAUCAUAUUCUUACUCGAAA
This is a messenger RNA of Aegilops tauschii subsp. strangulata, 2546 nucleotides long. Its product is annotated as dolichyl-diphosphooligosaccharide--protein glycosyltransferase subunit 2. Gene Ontology annotation, cellular component: oligosaccharyltransferase complex; membrane. NCBI's taxonomy places the organism in Eukaryota, Viridiplantae, Streptophyta, Magnoliopsida, Poales, Poaceae. Gene Ontology annotation, biological process: protein N-linked glycosylation. The record is from RefSeq and is a predicted model, not a curated record.